UUCCUUUAUGCAUGCAUUGUGGUGGAGUUUUAAGAGUUAUGAAAUAUGAAAUUUAGGAAGUUGUUGUGACUUUGGGGCCAGUAAUAUAGUUUUCAUUGAUUGUGUGUUAUUUUGUGAAGAAUUCUGAAUAGUCCCCCCCUUGGCUUAUAGACCUGUUUGUAGUGUUUUCCCUUCCAAUAUCUAUUUUCCAUUGAGGGUGUAUUUAUUAGUUUUUUUGCUGGUUUUCCUGAGCUUUCUCUGUGCAUGGUAUUGACCAUUCCUUGUAUAUUUCGUCCCUCAUAUAUACGCCAAGGUAUGCUUUUUGUUACUAAAAAAAUGAAGAAUUUUAUAGAUGCUUACCACCCCCCCCCUAAAAAAUAAAAUGGAUCAGUAAUAUAUGGCUCCCAACAAGUGCUAUUGUUGUGGUUAGCUUUGUAUGUUGAUUCUUUUAUUGACAAAAUCUGUUACUAAUGAGAAAUGUAGAAGUAGAUUUAUGAAUGCACUGUAGAAAUAAAAUAAUUAUGCAUUAGACCUUCCCUUUCAUUAGUUUACCCCUAGGAAUGUAGCAUUCUCCCCGUACAUAAUUUAUAUAUCUGAUAAUAUUCACUAUUUGUGCUUGGAUUUAUUUGUAAAUUCAAUAGUCAAUAUAUUCAGACUAAUAACUCCAGAGAGUUAUUUUGUUUUGUGUUUUAUCCCUGUGUUCUUUUGGUGCAUGCUCCCUUUAUCCGUUGGUUUUAUAAAGACCAUGCAAGUUAUCCAAAUAGUAAUCGUCGUGAUUUCUAUGUCAUUACUGAUGGAGGUGAUGAGAUAAUUGCUGCCCAAGUAGAGCACCAAGGAACCGAUCAUGCAAUUUACCAAGUCUGUUAUGAUCCUUUUGAUGAGUUUGUUACGUUGUGGAUCUGUACUUGUGCUGGUCAAAUUGCUCUGCUCUAUUUGUGUCUUUAGGGACUGAUCUUGGUGUAUUUUGGUAAAGAACUUUUACCCAAUUAGUUGCUAUAAUAGUUUAAUGUCUGUGAUGCUUCUUGUGCAGAGAGUGAUUUAUGCGUGUAGUUGUGUAUUUAUUGGUGGUGGAGGUGGUCCAUCGACUGGUGGAUGUUAUGGACAAAUUGUGGAUUUGGAUAAGCUGAAGGAUUUUCAUCGCCGAAGAUUGCAAGUUCUUGUGGAAGCAGGUCCAGAUUUGCUUGCCUUUGAGGCCAUUCCAAAUAAACUAGAAGCUCAGAGCUUUACUCUCUCGCUUGAUUUGGGUACCUUGGACCUGUUUCGGCCUGCACUAACCCACCUCCAUCAACAAGGUAUAAAGGAACCACUGAUUAGGCAAGCCAAAAUGGAUGUUGAUGCAUUACUGAAUGAGAAGAUGAAAACAAAGAACAAAUGCAAUCUCAAGAUCAUAAAUAUUGAGUGGGGAGCAUUUUCAACUGGUAUUCCUUUAACUCAGUUUGACAGGGACAUGGAUGCUGCGAGUAUCAAUUCUGGUGAGCAGAUAUUUGAGAAGACAAUAUCUGAUAUGUACCUUGGUGAAAUCGUAAGACGAGUGCUACUAAAGAUGGCUGAUGCAAGUGAUUUAUUUGGGGAAUCUAACAUGGAGAAAUUUUCCACUCAAUUUGUGCUCAGGCUCUUGUGAGUCCAUUCCUUCUGGAUGAGUCUGUUGAAGAGAUGGAUGAAAACUGCUUAAAUGGUCUUCAUGUGUGUACUUACUGCAGGAGAUGAACCACCAGAAUCUGAACUUGACCAUGGGUGUAAGAAUUUCAAUUAUAGUUAUGAUUGUCUUAAAGACCUUUAUCCUGAUGAAGCCAGCAGGAUUCAUCCAAAUGAUCACAGGAAGAUCAAUCAAUGCCUGAGUUUGUAUGCUGUUCUAGUGUUCUUCCUAGCAAACUUCUUCAAGGAAAGGCCAUGGAGGUUUGUACUGCUUUUUGGGUUGGUGACUGAUAAUGCCACGAUAGAUUUCUUUAAUGCCACGACCGCCCAAGUAAUCUGACAACAUUACCCUUGUUUUGUUCUAUUCAUAUCUUCCUUUUAGCCCCUCUCUCUCACCACUUUCUCUCUCUGUUUUCACUGACCUUGACUGAUCCACUUUCCCCCUCUUUAUCGUCUACACCUUUCUAUCUCUCCCCCUUGCUCUGUCGUUCACUGGAGGCCAAGUGAAAGGGGAGGAUGCGAGUCAUUCCUUUUCAUCUAUUUUGUGACCACUCCUCUAUCUGAAAUCUGGACCGAAUGUUCUCGCAGAAAGUCCAAAUCUUGCCAGCAGUGAUCUUCGAAUCACGCAAAACUGGAGUACCUAUCACUCAAGCUCUUGCAUUUAAUGUACAUGGAACCACAUGCUUGAUUUGUUGAAUAAACACGAUUUUGAGACAUAUGAUCCAGCGGAAGAUGUCACAAAUGGGUUGGGACGUUGGGUAUAUUUUGUUCAAAGUGAUGUGAUUCGUUUUACUCACAUCUUCAUACUCUCGGCGACAGAGAAUUUGGCUCAAUUUUAGAGAAAAUUUAGUAGAAUGUUAUUUGCACUGCUGCUUUCUAGUUGACCUAUGAUGCGGCAAGCAGGAGAUUUGUAUCUAGUCUAGAGAUAAAAAGAGAGGAGAUGGAAGGAAAAUGGACAUGGAGUGAUGGACGGAGGAGGUGGAUCUCGAGAUGGGUCGACAUUUUUAAGAUUUCACAGUGGGGGAGGAGAUGGAAGUGGCCAAUUGGGUUUGUCCAUGUGUCAGAGAUUCAGAGUAGAUGCUAUAGAAAA
Molecule: messenger RNA, 2704 nt
Organism: Rhododendron vialii
Lineage: Eukaryota; Viridiplantae; Streptophyta; Magnoliopsida; Ericales; Ericaceae
Exons: 8
Coding region: 986-1600 (204 amino acids)
Biological process (GO): intracellular glucose homeostasis; glucose 6-phosphate metabolic process; glycolytic process
Cellular component (GO): mitochondrion; cytosol
Molecular function (GO): ATP binding; mannokinase activity; fructokinase activity
Source: RefSeq, a predicted model, not a curated record